GUGUUACUUCCAAGAGCGCCGGGACAACCAAGCUGGCUCCGGGCUUUUAGUCUGAGCCAAUCUGCAGCUUCCUGUGCUGAAAUCUACAUUUUGACUGAAUUGCGUGUUUUGCCCCGGAUCCAAUAAAGGACAGAUUUUUAUUUAUUUAUACCUUUUUGCUUGUCUAUCGGAAAGAGGGGACGCGGUCGCCAUUCAUUCCCGUGUGUUUUUUUGGACGCUGAUCCUUUUUACGCAUGCCGGGAGAAAUCUGUGGUGACACCUGAUCGACUGGCUUCUCUGCUCACACUGACCCGGGACCUCGAAUCAGAGAGGGGGAGAGCAGAAACUCGGCCAAUGCUCGGCCUGUGCUGUUGAUUGUGUUUGUGUGUGUGUGUGUGUGUGUGUGUGUGUGUGUGAGUGCUUCGUUUGUGGGGUUGUAGCCCAGCCAAAGCCAUGGUCCACUGCGCCGGCUGCGAGAGGCCUAUCUUGGACCGCUUUCUGCUUAACGUGUUGGACAGAGCCUGGCAUGUCAAGUGCGUUCAGUGCUGCGAGUGCAAAUGUAAUUUGACAGAGAAAUGUUUUUCUCGAGAGGGGAGACUGUACUGCAAAAAUGACUUCUUUAGGCGGUUCGGCACGAAGUGUGGCGGCUGUUCGCAGGGCAUCUCUCCAAACGACUUGGUCCGAAGGGCCCGGAGCAAAGUAUUUCACCUCAACUGCUUUACUUGCAUGAUGUGCAAUAAGCAGCUGUCCACCGGCGAGGAGCUCUACAUCAUAGACGAGAAUAAAUUCGUCUGCAAAGACGAUUACUUAAACAACACCAGUGUAAAAGACACCAAUCUCCUCUCAGUAACGGCAUGCAGCGACCCGAGCUUAUCACCGGACUCCCAAGACCAGCUACAGGACGACGUAGUCCUAAAGGAUACAGAGAUAGCCGCCCUGUCCGACAAGGAAACAGUCAAUAACGAGAACGACGACCAGAACCUCGGAGGGAAGCGGCGUGGCCCGCGCACCACCAUCAAGGCCAAGCAGCUGGAGACACUAAAGGCCGCGUUCGCUGCCACCCCUAAACCCACCAGACACAUCAGGGAACAGCUGGCCCAGGAGACCGGCCUCAACAUGAGGGUCAUCCAGGUCUGGUUCCAGAACAGACGUUCCAAAGAGAGACGCAUGAAGCAGCUGAGCGCGCUGGGAGCCCGGAGGCACGCUUUUUUCCGGAGCCCGAGACGGAUGAGGACGCUAGUGGACAGGCUGGAGCCUGGGGAGCUCAUCCCCAACGGGCCGUUCUCCUACUAUGGAGAUUAUCAAAGUGAGUACUAUGGCCCGGGAGGGAACUAUGACUUCUUCCCUCAAGGGCCUCCAUCAUCACAGGCCCAGACCCCAGUGGAGCUCCCCUUUGUGCCCUCCUCCGGCCCAACGGGAACCCCCCUUGGAGGUAUGGACCACCCGCUGCCAGGUCAUCACCCCUCCAGCGAGGUGCAGCGCUUCUCUGACAUAAUGUCCCACCACCCAGGGGACUCACCCAGCCCAGAGCCUGGAAUUCCAGGGCCGCUGCACAGCAUCUCCUCUGAAGUGUUCGGCCCUAGUCCACCUUUUACCUCACUGUCGCUGAAUGGCAGCGGAUACAACAACCACCUGUCCCAUCCACCUUCAGAAAUGAACGAGGGCACUGUGUGGUAGCUUUUUGUUAGAGAAUGGACUUUGCUGGUGAGAGAUGUGGUUACAGACAGUGGUAUGGUUUUACAGUGUUGGGGGCUGGGGUUGAGAACAGGGAUAUGGACAUUGACAGGGUUAGAGCAGUGACACUGAAUCAUUAGUUUUUGGUGUUUUCAUAUUUAUUUAUUUAUUUUUUCCAUUUGAUUUUUUUUUUUUUGUGGGGGUACCAUAUCUGGCAUAAAAUUAUGCUGAAAAACACGGUUUUCAGUAUAGUG
Monopterus albus (swamp eel) is the source of this 1907-nucleotide messenger RNA. RefSeq names its product LIM/homeobox protein Lhx1. Bases 433 to 1656 code for a protein of 407 amino acids. Gene Ontology annotation, cellular component: nucleus. Gene Ontology annotation, molecular function: DNA-binding transcription factor activity, RNA polymerase II-specific; zinc ion binding; RNA polymerase II transcription regulatory region sequence-specific DNA binding. The record is from RefSeq and is a predicted model, not a curated record. Lineage: Eukaryota; Metazoa; Chordata; Actinopteri; Synbranchiformes; Synbranchidae. The transcript is spliced from 5 exons. Gene Ontology annotation, biological process: regulation of transcription by RNA polymerase II; neuron differentiation.